Messenger RNA from Aureobasidium uvarum, 3479 nucleotides. NCBI's taxonomy places the organism in Eukaryota, Fungi, Ascomycota, Dothideomycetes, Dothideales, Saccotheciaceae. The record is from the annotation of a GenBank genome assembly.
GUAUGGUCCCCGCCGUCGAUGCCUCUGCAUCCUCGUACACGCCGUCGAAUAGCUUGCCGGCCGAGCUCCAUCUCCUCGUCGAUUUCAUUGCGGACGACAACCGCCCCACCUUGAUCCUAGACGAUGCGACAACCGAAAUCGUGUACUGCAACACGGCCUUUGACACCUUCACAGCCACCGUAUCUUAUGCCUCCUGGCUCGAGUCGCUCCUCGAUACAGCGCGUAGUGGCACACGACCUGAGCCACACACCACGCAGGAACUUGGCUCUUUUGCCGAACAAUCAUGGUCCAGAAAGAGCAUUGCAUCGUCCUGGACUGCCAUCACUUGUCUGCCACCAGCACACCACAAUCACCAUGUCGGAACGCAACCAGACCAGCCACAAGCCUUGCCGCUACAAAGCUCUCUUCUUUCGACCACCAUUCCUCUGAGACGUCAAGAGUCAGAUUCCGCUUCGACCACUUCCGUCUCGACAAACACAUCUAGCACAGGAUCUUCUGACAUGGACACGCCCUUCGAGGACCUGACCGUAGACUGGCUGUUGUAUCCGAAACCUUCCCCAGAUCCCUGGCUCGACUNNUUUGUGAUCAACCACAACUGGGAAGAUAAACCCGUCGGUCCUAUACAUUCUUGGCCUCCCAUACUGAGACAAAUGUACACGACAAUUCUGGCUUCGAGAGAGCCUCGUGUCCUGUACUGGGGGAACGACAUGGUGUUAUUCUAUAAUGAAAAGGCUAGGUUCGUAGUGGGAGAAUUACAUCCCGUCUCACUUGGCGAGCCCCUUCUGUCAGUCUUUGGCGAAGACGUCCAUACGAAGAUUGUCAAAAUGAUCAGGUCUGGAAUCAAGCGAGGAAAGCCCAUUGCUCAGAGGAACUAUGAACUCAUCUUGACACGACAUGGCUUUCCCGAAAGCUGCUUUUUCGAUCUUGUCUUCCUUCCUGUUCCCUCGCCCAAUGGCUAUUAUCUGGGUGUUCUUGUCGAGUUCACCGAGAUUACUGAGAAAGUCCUCCAGAAAAACCGCCAAGAAGUCUCUAGAUCCUUGUUGCAGUCUUUUUCAAAAGCUACCGAUCUACACCAUCUCUGGCAAACCUUUGUGCAAUCUCUCAAGUCAAAUUCUCGCGAUCUGUCUUAUGCAGUCGUGUACACGGCGACUGAGAGUCUGGGUGAACAGCAUGCAGGCACGUUCCAGCUCAAGGCUUCCUGCAACGUUGAUCAUUUGCAGAAACAUCCGUCAUCUAGCAUUGUUGAAGCUUUGAAAGCUUCUCACACCGAGGUCUUCGUUCUUCAGCAGAGCAAGAACUCCCUACCACUGGAUCUGGCAGCAUUCAUUCCUGACAUUGGCACCGUCGACACAGCUUACGUCUUGCCCAUUGUGGCUCUGGACGGCGUACAUAUCCGCGCUAUCGUAGUGCUAGGCCUCAACCCAAGAAGAGCCAUAAGUCCAAGCAUUCGCCAAUUUGCAGAAUCCAUCCGUGACAUGCUUUACAAAUCGGCUGCGCUCUUCUCGCUUCCCAUGGAGCAGCGAGAGUCUCGUGAGAUUUCUCUAGCUCUCACUCGCCAGUUGGAGACCAUGACUAUCAAAGCUCAGGAAAGCGAACAAAAUUUCACCAGAAUGUUGCGCGAUGCGCCCAUCGGCAUGUGCAUGCAUCGAGACGAUGGCCACUGUGUAUACGUCAACGACGUAUGUCUCGAGCUGCUCGACAUGACCAAAGCCCAGUUUUACAAGGCUGCUGAAGUUGGACUGGCCUGGCGAGACGCUGUACACGACGAAGACUGGGAGAUAGUCAACCGAAUCUGGAGAUCUGCAAUCGAGAAGGGAACGGCUGUGAGUGCCGAGUUUCGCGUCAAAGCACAAAAGCCGCAAAGCGAGGUCCGCUGGCUGGAAAUUAGUGCUCAGCAACGACUUGAUAGAGAGGGUAACUUGGAGCAUCUAUAUGUUUGGCUUAGAGACAUAUCCAGCGGCAAACAGUUGGCCGAACAAAAGUUGCAGGACGCGUUAGAGACCAAGAGGAGAUCAGAAAUCUUUAUCGACAUGUAUGCAGGCGACAUGAGCAAGGUGGCAGUCCAGCCGGCUAAUUUUCAACAGGNNGUAUCACACGAGAUGCGCAAUCCUUUGGGGGCUAUCUUGUUACUUGCUGAUGGCAUCCUAACCUCGCUGCCUCCGGUGUCAGAUAGCGCUCAAGCUACCGUGCUGACACCUGAUUCACGACACACGCUUAUUGAUAUUGCAGCCAGCAUCCAGCUAUGCGCCAAUCACCAAAAGGUCAUUGUCGAAGAGAUUUUGACGUUUAGUCGGCUGGACUCUAAUCUUUUGGUCCUUGCACCUGAGAAGGUCCGGCCAUCCGAAACAGUGCAAACAGUACUAAAAAUGGUCAAACCCGAACUUGACUACGACCAUAUUCAAAGCUCGAUGGAAAUCCAACAGAGCUACAUUGAUCUGGCAAUAGACAACGUUCUACUUGACCCAGGCAGACUCUCACAAGUCAUUCUCAACCUGAUGACCAAUGCUGUUAAGUUCACCAAGAACUCAGACAAGCGACAAAUCACAAUUGGCCUCGCUGCAUCACGGACAAGGCCAACCGCCGAUGACUGCCAGGUUACGCUUGUAAAGCCUCGAACAGACAAAUUGCAGAGGGUAGCAAGACGAAUGUCAAUUACUGAUGAUCCAAUUGGUGAAGAUGUCUAUUUGAUCUUCAGUGUCCGGGAUACUGGCUGCGGGUUGACAGCAACCGAGAUGGGCCACCUCUUCCACAGAUUCACUCAAGCUUCACCAAAGACGUACAAACAAGUUAGUAGCGGGCUGGGUUUGUUCAUCAGUCGUGAGCUCGUGGAAUUGCAAGGAGGUCAGAUUGGUGUGAGCAGCGUUCCAGGAGAAGGCUCUACGUUCGCCUUCUUCGUCGAGACUGCUCGGAUUGAGUCACAUGUUGAGCCACUUUCCGCACAACUCGCUCAAACGUCCAUCAAGGAUCAUUUGCGAGUUAUAGAUGAUUCAGCUGCGCGGAAGACGCAAGCGCCAGACCUUCAUGACAACGCCAUUAAUCAAAAAAUCCUUGCUCAGCAGCUUCGCAAGACAGGUUGCGCCAAGGUUCUUGUCGCCGAUCACGGUCUUGACGCUCUCGAAAUACUGUCAACCACCACCUUCCACAAGUCCACUGGCAUACAGCAGACGCCUUUGUCCACCAUUCUCCUUGACGUAGAAAUGCCUAUAAUGGAUGGCUUGACCUGCGCAAGACGCAUUCGAGAACUAGAAUCGACCGGAGAGAUCGUUCGCCAUGUGCCCAUCAUCGGUAUCACAGCAAAUGCUCGUGUCGAGCAGAUUGCAACGUGUAUCGAAGCCGGUAUGGACGAGGUCGUGGUAAGUGAAAAGCCUGAUGACUGGUAUGUCAGUCUGCUGAUGUUAUGUGCAGNNACGAAACCCUUCCGCGUCAUGGACCUUCUACCUCGCAUGCUUGCUCUUGUAGACCACUACACUCCGAGUAUU